Penicillium angulare is the source of this 195-nucleotide messenger RNA. RefSeq lists its product as uncharacterized. The record is from RefSeq and is a predicted model, not a curated record. The transcript has a single exon. Bases 1 to 195 code for a protein of 64 amino acids. Lineage: Eukaryota; Fungi; Ascomycota; Eurotiomycetes; Eurotiales; Aspergillaceae.
AUGCACGAUAUCAUACCCUCUCCGAGGAGCACAGUCGCGGAUGCACCUCUCCCAGCCCGACCCAUGGAAACCAGCUUCCCCCAUGGGGGUCUUGCGCUCGGGUAUCAGAUUGGCUCCACCAAGAAUGUGACAAGGGAGGCUGCACAGCAGAGCAAUCAAUCAGAACGCACUGCUGCUGCCCAUUUCGCAGUGUGA